This is a messenger RNA of Aphanomyces astaci, 2642 nucleotides long. Its product is annotated as urease, alpha subunit. The record is from RefSeq and is a predicted model, not a curated record. Bases 53 to 2563 code for a protein of 836 amino acids. The transcript has 6 exons. Gene Ontology annotation, cellular component: urease complex. Lineage: Eukaryota; Oomycota; Saprolegniomycetes; Saprolegniales; Verrucalvaceae. Gene Ontology annotation, biological process: urea catabolic process. Gene Ontology annotation, molecular function: urease activity; nickel cation binding.
GAUUCGGGUAUGACAUUUUGCUUCAACUUGCAUUUUCAGAGAGGAGAUAGAUAUGCGGCUGAGUCCUCGGGAAAUGGAGCACCUGCAGCUCCAUCAAGCUGGCACCCUCGCUCAGAAGCGCUUGGCGAGGAGCUUGCGGCUGAACUACGUGGAAACUGUGGCGCUCAUUGCAUCGCAAUGCUUGGAGCUCAUCCGGGACGGCCGGACGGUGUCAGAAAUCAUGUCGUUGGGGAAGACGAUGCUGGGCAUCCGUCAAGUCAUGGACGGUGUGUCUGCCAUGUUGCACGAUGUCCAAGUGGAAGGAACGUUUCCCGAUGGUACCAAGCUCGUGACGGUGCACAGUCCCAUCUGCCGCGUCGACGGGGACUUGGCGUUGGCCUUGUACGGUUCGUUUUUGCCCAUCCCGGCGCUCGAUUCAUUUGGACCUGCCGACCCCCCCUUCACAGGUCAUGACGAUCAAAUCAUGGUAUUGGACGAUGCAAAAGGCAUUGAACUCAACGCUGGCCGGGUCAUUCAACGCUUGGUCGUGAAGAACUUGGGCGACCGACCGAUUCAAGUGGGCAGUCACUACCACUUAAUUGAAAGCAACCCGAUCCUCGACAUGGACCGGCGACUGGCGUAUGGGCACCGCCUGAACAUUCCCGCGGGCACCGCCGUCCGUUUCGAACCAGGGGACGUCAAGACUGUGUCGAUUGUGCCCAUUCGUGGGAACCGCAUCAUCUCCGGCGGCAACAACCUUGCGUCGGGUGUCGUGGACAUGAAAUCCGUCGAUAGCAUUGUGGCAGCGCUGGUCGCCCAGGGGUUUCUGCAUACCCCCCUCGUGCCGUCGGUCGAUUCGGUCCAUCCACCGCCGUGCAUCAUGUCGCGCCAAACGUACGCCAGGACGUAUGGCCCGACCACCGGCGACCGCAUUCGUCUGGGGGACACGGCGUUGGUCGUGCACGUGGAGAAGGACCUUACCGUGUACGGCGACGAAUGCAAGUUUGGCGGCGGCAAGGUGCUUCGGGAAGGCAUGGGGCAGGCAACGGGUCGAAAUGCUCUCCAAGUGCUGGACACGGUCAUCACGAACGCAGUGAUCAUCGACUACACGGGGGUUUACAAGGCAGACAUUGGCAUCAAACACGGGGUGAUCUGGGCGAUCGGCAAAGCUGGCAACCCCGACGUCAUGGACGGAGUCCACGACAACAUGAUUGUGGGCGUCAACACGGAGGUGAUCGCCGGCGAGGGGCUGGUUGUCACGGCCGGCGGCGUCGACACGCAUGUACACUUCAUCUGCCCGCAGCUGUGCGACGAAGCGAUUUCCAGUGGUUUGACCAGCCUUGUGGGCGGGGGCACGGGGCCGGCGACGGGCACGAAAGCCACCACGUGCACGCCGCACCCGGACCACGUCAGGCGGAUGCUGCAGGCCACGGACACGUUCCCGUUGAACAUUGGGCUCACGGGCAAGGGCAACUCGGCGUCCCCCGUCGGUCUGCAGGACAUCGUGGACGCCGGCGCGGUCGGGCUCAAGCUGCAUGAAGACUGGGGCACCACGCCGGCGUCGAUCCGCGUCGCCUUGGACGUGGCAGAUGCCAACGACAUUCAAGUGACUAUCCACACGGAUACGCUCAACGAGUCGAGCUGUGUCGAGCACACGAUCGCCGCCUUUGGCAACCGCACAAUCCACACGUAUCACAGCGAAGGCGCGGGGGGAGGCCACGCCCCAGACAUUAUCACUGUGUGCGGCGAGCUGCAUGUGCUGCCGUCGAGUACGAACCCCACGCGGCCGUUUACAGUCAACACGAUCGAAGAGCACGUCGACAUGUUGAUGGUGUGCCAUCAUUUGGAUAAGAGCAUUGCCGAAGAUGUGGCGUUUGCCGAGUCGCGCAUUCGCGAAGAGACGAUUGCGGCCGAGGACAUUCUCCAUGACAUUGGUGCCAUCAGCAUCAUCUCGUCCGACUCGCAAGCGAUGGGCCGAAUCGGCGAAGUGAUCACGAGGACGUGGCAAACCGCCGACAAGAUGAAGCGGCAGCGAGGGUUCCUUCCAGAGGACGCUGACGACACAGACAACUUUCGUGUGAAGCGAUACAUUGCCAAGUACACGAUCAACCCCGCCAUUGCGCACGGCAUGGCGGACUGGAUUGGGUCGGUGGAGACCAAGAAACUGGCGGAUCUGGUGCUGUGGCAGCCCGAUCACUUUGGCGCCAAGCCGGAGCUCGUGCUCAAGGGCGGCACGAUUGUGUACGCGCAGAUGGGCGACCCGAACGCGUCGAUCCCGACGCCCCAACCCGUGAAGAUGCGACCGAUGUUUGGCGCGCAAGGCGGCGCCGUGGGGGCGACGUCGAUUGCGUUUGUGAGUCGCGCGUGCAAGGAAAAGCAGAUUGCCAAAGGAUACGGCCUUGGCAAACGCGUUGAAGCCGUGACCAAGUGCAGGAACUUGACGAAGAAGCACAUGAAGUGGAACGACGCGCUGCCCAAGAUUGAUGUGGACCCCGAGACGUACCAAGUGACUGCGGACGGGGAAGUGCUGACAUGCCUCCCGUCGACAUGGCUUCCUCUGGCGCAGAAGUACUUCUUGUUCUAAGGUUCCUAAAAGCUGAUACCGGUGCAUGUAGUUCUCCAGGUUAACAUGCAUAAAGCGUUCCUACGCCAUGUUCGUGUCG